GCCGGUUACGCAUUGUGUAGAACACAUUUUGUAUGCUUUGGUAGCUCAGAACGGAGUGCCGCAACGUCCACCAGGCCCCAAUAAUAACCGUUUAUAAAGUGAAUCCGACCGACGGCCGGGUUCCAGUCUGCCAAAAGUAUACGUGGUGCGUGUACAUAAAAUUAAUAUAAGAAUAAAAUAGUUGCAAAAAACAAAAAAAACAGAAGAAACCGAUUUGUUCGUGUGGCGUACACGGCCCAACAGAGAGAAGGAUUUACACGUCGAACUACCUUCGAAUUAACGCGUGAAUCCCAGUACGUGUACAUAGGAUAUAUUUAAUUCGGAUAAGACACCCACUGGUUUUAUUACGAGAUGGGCGUACAACUGAGAUCAAAGGGCGAAGAGUCUGUCGCCGAACCGUUGAUCGAAAACAACAACAAGGAAGAAGACUUGUUGGAGGAACCUCUGAAACCGCAGGGAACGCCGCAAAAGCGAGAAAUCAUUUGGUCCACCGCCAUAUACUUGACCACUUUCCACGUGCUAGCCGCAAUAUGUACGGUUCUCUACUUGAGAAAUGUGAAGUUGGCGACAAUUGUGUGGGGUCUUCUAGUCGGAUUUAUUGGACAAUUUGGUGUGACUGCUGGUGUACAUAGGUACUACACUCACAAAGCGUACAAAGCAAAGUUACCAAUGCAAGUCCUACUCUUAGCUUGCUACUCUGUUGCAGGACAGUAUAGAGUUUGGGAUUGGGUUCAUGAUCACAGGUUGCACCACAAGUUCAGUGACACUGACGGGGAUCCGCACAACGCCAGUCGUGGCCUGUUUUUCUCACAUAUCGGAUGGCUUAUGCAACGUGGUCACCCCGAAGUUCAACGUCGUAGCAAGACUAUUGACAUGUCUGACGUCGAAAGUGAUCCUUUAGUUUGUUUCCACAACAAAUACUAUUGGGUUUUCAAGAUACUCAUGUGUUUUGUGAUGCCAAUUGUUGUACCAAUUGUUUUCUGGAACGAAAGCUUGAUGGAAGCGAUUGGUAUUAGUGGCGUUUUACGAUUUGUGAUCUUUACCAACAUGACUUUCUCUAUCAACAGCUUUGCUCACUUUUGGGGAACUAAACCAUAUGACAAGCGUAUCAGACCUGUGCAAAAUAUGGCUUUGGCAAUUUUGACCACCGGAGAAGGAUGGCACAACUAUCAUCAUGCAUUCCCAUGGGAUUACAGGGCUGAAGAAUAUGGCGGCAACAUGACCAAUCCUACAACAUUGAUUUUGGAUAUGUUCGCCAAGAUCGGUUGGGUGUAUGACCGCAAAACACCAUCAACGGACCUUGUCAGAAAAGUAGCUCAUACACACGGCGAUGGAAGUUGGCCGGAAGUUUCGGAGACGCAAGCUAAAUGCAAAUAGAUCAAUAUCACCUAAAAUGCAAUUCUUUUCUAAUUUAUAAGACUUCAUACAUUUUUUAAAUGCCUUCGUAGAAUGUUAUUUAAUAUCUAAUGAUUAUGAAGACUACUAUAGAAAACAUUUUUUGUACAACUGUAAAAUGAUAAGAAUCUUAAAUGGCAUUCAGUAUUUUGAUAGCUUGGCGUUAAUUUAAAUUUUGGUUUAAUUUAA
Messenger RNA from Adelges cooleyi (spruce gall adelgid), 1584 nucleotides. RefSeq names its product (11Z)-hexadec-11-enoyl-CoA conjugase-like. Gene Ontology annotation, molecular function: stearoyl-CoA 9-desaturase activity; iron ion binding. Gene Ontology annotation, biological process: unsaturated fatty acid biosynthetic process. NCBI's taxonomy places the organism in Eukaryota, Metazoa, Arthropoda, Insecta, Hemiptera, Adelgidae. The record is from RefSeq and is a predicted model, not a curated record. Bases 352 to 1377 code for a protein of 341 amino acids. Gene Ontology annotation, cellular component: endoplasmic reticulum membrane. The transcript has 6 exons.